ACACGAUGAACCGCAGCGAAGCACACCACAGAUCCCCGCCGCCCCAACCAGAUUCCGGCGAUCUUCAGCUAGGCUUAACAGCCGUCGAAUACAUCGCGCUCCAGCCGACCAUCGAGGCUCACCACCAGCACCUUGUCGGCCCCGGCCAAUGCUCUUCACUAAACGCGCAGCGAAUCCGCGCACCGGCAGCCACCGUUUGGUCGGUGGUUCGCCGCUUCGAUCUCCCCCAAAUCUACAAACACUUUAUCCGCAGCUGCGCCAUCAAAGGCGGCGGCAGGGUUCAGGUCGGCUGCCUCCGCGACGUCAGCGUCAUCUCCGGUCUGCCGGGGAGCAACAGCAUAGAGCGACUCGACAUUCUCGACGACGAGCAGAGGAUCACCGGAUUCACCAUCAUCGGCGGCGAGCAUCGACUGAGGAACUACCGAUCCGUGAGAACGGUGACGGAUUUUGGGGGAUCGGAUCGAGAACAGGGGAGCGAUGAGUGGACGGUGGUGCUGGAGUCGUACAUCGUCGAUGUGCCGGAAGGGAAUACGGAAAACGAUACGAGGGUCUUCGCCGAUACUGUUGUCCGGCUUAAUCUGCAGAAACUCGCCUCUGUGUCGGAAUCCAUGGCCACGGGGAAAGGGAUUGUGGGGAAGAGUUCGGAUGGAUGAACAAUUGGAAGAAAGGGAUUCGGAUUUGCUGCCAGAAUUACCAUUUCGUAUUGAUUUUUUGUCGUAGUUUGAUUCCUUCAGGUCUUUUCAUG
This is a messenger RNA of Phalaenopsis equestris, 745 nucleotides long. Its product is annotated as abscisic acid receptor PYR1-like. The record is from RefSeq and is a predicted model, not a curated record. The coding region runs from base 6 to 653 and encodes 215 amino acids. Gene Ontology annotation, biological process: abscisic acid-activated signaling pathway. Lineage: Eukaryota; Viridiplantae; Streptophyta; Magnoliopsida; Asparagales; Orchidaceae. Gene Ontology annotation, molecular function: signaling receptor activity; abscisic acid binding; protein phosphatase inhibitor activity. Gene Ontology annotation, cellular component: nucleus; cytoplasm. The transcript has a single exon.